AUGAACAGGAAGAUGUGUGUCACACAGACGAGCAGCAGCAGGAUGGAGACGCUCGUGAUUCUCUUCAUGUGGGCGUCUCUCUCAGAGUCCUUCAACAUCGACACUGAACAACCACUGAUAUUUAACGGCACACCGGAAGAUUUCUUUGGUUACAGCGUUUAUCAGACUGAGUUUGGAAACAGGAAGCAGAUCAUUGUUGGAGCUCCAUUAGAAGGAAACUCAACAGGGGAGAUGUACAGCUGCACAGCAGAUCUUGAGUCCUGCACACGACUGCAGCGGCCAGGUGUGACAGGUUCAGAGAGCGUCCUCUUCUUCGGCAUGUCUGCUGCUGUGUCUUCUGCUGCUCUCACUAGCUGCAGUCCUUAUGUUCCUCAUGAGUGUGAUGGAAACUCGUAUCUGAACGGUGUUUGCUAUCAGUUCAACAGCAGCUUACAGACCGUCUCUAACUUCACCGCUGCUUACCAAGAAUGCACCAAGAGAGAAGUCAAUCUGGUGUUUCUCUUUGAUGGAUCCAGCAGCAUGAAAGCACACGAGUUUGACAUGAACAAAAAAUUCAUUAAAGAUGUUAUGAAAAAACUUUCAAACUCAUCCAUAAAGUUUGCUGCUGUCCAGUUUUCAGGAGAAGUACGAACUGUGUUUGACUUCAACAAUUAUCAGACUGGCUCCGCUGAAGAGAAACUCAUGAAGGAGAUACACAUGAAAUCUCUCACAAACACAUAUAAAGCAAUCAACUUCGUUCUAAAGAAUCUGCUGAAUAGAGUGUCGUCUGGAGCCGAUCCCAACGCUCAGAAAGCUCUGGUGAUCAUCACAGAUGGAGACCCCAGUGAUAACGAUGAUGAUAAUGUCCUCAAGAAAUGUGAUGAGCAGAAUAUCCUCCGUUACAUCAUCGGGGUUGGAAACGUUGAAUUAACUGGACUCACUCAGCUGGCAUCAGAACCAAAACAGAACAACACCUUCUACAUUAAAGACUACAGUGGACUCGAAGGACUUCUUGACAACCUGCAAAAAAAGAUCUACAAUAUUGAAGGGUCAAAGGAUGCUCAAGGCAGAGACAGACAGAAAGAGUUAUCACAGAGUGGAUUCAGUGUCGUCUACCAGCAGGACUCUGUGAUCGUGGGUUCGGUCGGAGUGAAUGACUGGUGUGGAGCUCUGUAUGAAGUGACGGGAUCAGGAUCUGAAUUCAGACAGACAGAGAUCAUUGAUCCGGCUGUAAAUAAAGACUCGUACAUGGGUUACUCUACUGUGCUGGGAAUGAGACGCGGCGUCUCUCUUCUGUUCUCUGGAGCACCACGGGCCGAACACAGGGGUCUGGUGACCCUCUUCACCAAGACUGAAAGCACAUGGACAGUGAUGAGCAACAUCAACGGAGAACAAAUUGGCUCAUAUUUCGGAGCGUCUCUGAGUGUGUUGGAUGUGGACUCUGAUGGAGACUCAGAUUUCCUGCUGGUCGGAGCUCCAUUAUUUUACCAGUCUCAGCCGAAGGCUGAAGGGAGGCUGUACGUCUACACUUUAUCAGAACAGAACUAUUUUCAGAAGACACUGAAUGUGAGCCAGUCAAGCACAGGUAGAUUUGCUGCAUCCGUGGCUUCACUAAAGGACCUGAAUGGAGACAGUCUGUCAGAUGUGGCAGUCGGGGCACCGCUGGAGGAUGAAGGGGUCGUCUACAUCUACCUGGGUGAUGGGACACAUGGCAUAAACCCUGAAUACAUUCCUCAGCGGAUCCCAGCGCGGUCAGUUCUGCCUGGUCUGCAGCAGUUUGGACUAUCUCUGUUUGGUCAGAUGGACAUGAACAAUGAUAAUCUUACAGAUGUCAUGAUUGGAGCACAAGGAGGGAUCGUCCUGCUCAAGUAUGUAAUUCUUUAGUUUGGAGAAUAAACU
This is a messenger RNA of Carassius auratus (goldfish), 1878 nucleotides long. RefSeq names its product integrin alpha-L-like. NCBI's taxonomy places the organism in Eukaryota, Metazoa, Chordata, Actinopteri, Cypriniformes, Cyprinidae. Gene Ontology annotation, biological process: cell adhesion mediated by integrin; integrin-mediated signaling pathway; cell-cell adhesion. The record is from RefSeq and is a predicted model, not a curated record. Gene Ontology annotation, cellular component: integrin complex; external side of plasma membrane. Gene Ontology annotation, molecular function: integrin binding.